Messenger RNA from Metarhizium album ARSEF 1941, 1593 nucleotides. RefSeq lists its product as uncharacterized. The transcript has a single exon. The record is from RefSeq and is a predicted model, not a curated record. Lineage: Eukaryota; Fungi; Ascomycota; Sordariomycetes; Hypocreales; Clavicipitaceae. Bases 1 to 1593 code for a protein of 530 amino acids.
AUGGCUACCGUCAACGAGCACGAGAUGCCACGUUCCAUGUCUCCCGAGACCCCCCCAACGCUGGCCAUUCGAGCAUGCCCCGAGCUGUCUCGAUGCGUAUCAACCGCUUCGUCCAUGUCACAUAGCUCCGCAUAUGAUACGAGUCCCCGGGAUUCAUUGGGCGGCGAGCUCUCUUCUCGUCAGUCCUCUGGCUCUUUUCGGUCAUCGCGGCUGUCGGAUGUUUCCAGCAUCUCCAGACAGUCGGCUCACAGUGUAGAUAGCAAGAGCCGAAAAAGGGGCUAUGUACGACCACAACCGACGGAUUUUGCUGCCAGUGCCCGGUCAAGGGAUAGUGUCAUGUGUUUGGGAAGUAUUGCUCAUUUACAAUAUUACUUUGCCAGAACCGGCCUCUUGGACGGCAAGGGCGGUCAGCUCGCCCGCAAGAAGCCGCAUCAGCGUGCCACCCUGGACUUGUCAGUCCUCGAAAAUACACGCUCUAUCCCAACUAUUUUUGGCGUAGACCUGAACGCCUCAGACGAUGCCAUGGGCAGCAACCUGGAUCGUUCAAGUCUUGCCACGGAAGCAAGUGUCACCGUCGACUCUCCCACAGAGGAUGCUGACGAGGACUACUUUGAGGAUAGCUUUGCCGAGUCGGACCCUGGCAUGCUGCCUCCGACAGUGAGCACGUAUCACCAGAAGGAGAACCCGGUUCCCAAGCCUCCGACGAUAGACAUGUUGAAGGCAGAGCUGGAAUCAUGCCUCGCAGACGCCCAAAAGGCCCUGGACGAAGUGCUUGCGCGCAAGGCUGGAUCAUUUCGGGAGAGUGCAGAUGCGCCGCAGUUGCCCAAUUUGCCCGAGGAGAACACACAGGGCUGGUAUGAACUGCAGGGCAUGCACAUCCUCGACGUGGUGACAUUGGCGAUUCGAGCCGCCAAGAUGUACUACACCACACACGAGAUGCCGGAUCGUCUAGAUUCCAUCAAGUCGGAGAAACAAAUUCGGGCCGAUCUUUUGGCUGUGAUGGAAGUCCUGAAGCAAAUGGCCACGAGGAACUUCAAGGGCGGCUUGAGAGACGAAGAAAUCGGGACCAUGGUCGGCUGGGUCAAGAGUGUCUUCCACAUUCUGGACAAGGAGGAAGAAAUCGACGCUGCUGAACAGGCGGAACGAAAGAGCUGGGUGUGGCUUACCGAUGACUGGACUGGACGGGAGGUGGAGAGAGAAAGGGCCUUUCUCGCGUCAUUGGACCCUGAAGGAGAACCACUACCCGGCUGGACGCCUCUAUCCCAAGCAUCCGAAUGCCCAACGCCGUUCCUCCGCAGUCUACAGAACGGACUGCGACUUGUCAAGCUGCACAAUGCUGCGGUGAAGAAGUCUAGAAGGCGGUUUGGAGCCAUUCCUACUUUUCACACGGACACGCAGAAACCAUAUCGAUGUGCUGACAAUCUCCGCUAUUGGGUCAAGGCGGCUGAACUCCGCUUCGAGGUGAUGCUCAAGGUUGACGUGCUGGGUGUUGUGUACAACAACGGACCCGAAGUGUGGCACGAGUUUGAGGCGGCCGUUCUCAAGUGGUGCAAGCAUGUCCGAGAGGAGCUUGCCAGCGAGCUGGUGCAGUAA